AUGAUCCCUAUUGUUUUUCGCUCUUUGAUAACAUUUAGCGAGGCCCCGACGCGUCGCACUACCAAUAUGGCUGACUUUUCAUUGACUCAAGAGGACUUGCAACUAUUGAUUGCAGCCAAUGCUCAUCUUGGUUCUAAGAACACUAACGUUCACCAAGUUCCAUACAUCUACAAGACCAGACCAGAUGGUGUCAACGUCAUCAACGUUAACAAAACUUGGGAGAAGAUUGUUCUCGCUGCCAGAAUUAUUGCAGCUAUCCCAAAUGCAUCUGAUGUUGUUGCCGUCUCUUCUAGAACUUUGGGCCAGAGAGCUGUGUUGAAGUUUGCUUCUCACACUGGCGCUACUCCAAUUGCUGGUAGAUUCACUCCAGGUAAUUUCACUAACUACAUCACCAGAUCUUUCAAGGAGCCAAGACUUGUCAUUGUCACCGAUCCAAGAACUGAUGCUCAGGCCAUUAAGGAGGCUUCUUACGUUAACAUUCCAGUUAUUGCUUUGUCUGACUGCGACUCUCCUUCUGAAUAUGUCGACGUUGCCAUCCCAUGUAACAACAAGGGUAAGCACUCUAUUGGUUUGAUGUGGUGGUUGCUUGCUAGAGAAGUUCUCAGACUUAGAGGUACUCUUCCAACCAGAACCGAGCCAUGGACAGUUAUGCCUGAUUUGUACUUCUACAGAGAUCCAGAGGAACCAAUUGUCGAUGCUGCUGCUGAUGCCGAGGCCGAUGAAACCGAAGAGACUGCCGAGACUGCUGAUGCCGAAUGGACUGCCGAGCCAACCGCUGCUGACUGGGCCCAGACCUCUUCUACCGGUGACUGGGCUGCUGAGGGUGCCGAGAAUGUCGAAGGUGCUACCGCUGCUGCUUCAUGGUAA
Brettanomyces nanus is the source of this 867-nucleotide messenger RNA. It is a transcript of the gene RPS0, whose product is annotated as structural constituent of ribosome. Gene Ontology annotation, cellular component: ribosome; 90S preribosome; cytosolic small ribosomal subunit. Gene Ontology annotation, biological process: cytoplasmic translation; ribosomal small subunit assembly. Lineage: Eukaryota; Fungi; Ascomycota; Pichiomycetes; Pichiales; Pichiaceae. The record is from RefSeq and is a predicted model, not a curated record. The transcript has 4 exons. The coding region runs from base 1 to 867 and encodes 288 amino acids. Gene Ontology annotation, molecular function: structural constituent of ribosome.